UAGCACAAUGGUUAAUUCUACCGAACCCAAAUCCGACAGCGACAAGCAAAAGAACACUUUGGAUAUCGGUCUGUUGGAAGAAGACGAUGAAUUCGAAGAGUUCCCAGUGGAAGAGUGGACUAGUCAAGAUGAAGAAGAUAAAGAGGCUAAUGUUUGGGAAGAUAAUUGGGAUGAUGACAAUGUCGAAGAUGAUUUCAGUGUUCAAUUGAGAGCCGAAUUUGAAAAACAAAAUAUUCCUGCUACCUUUUAAGUUUACUGGUCCAUAAUGUGUUGUUUUUGUAUUAAAUACAUGUAUAAACUAAAAUUAUAAAUUCAUACAGCUAAUAUAGCAUUAUUAAUAUUAAUA
This is a messenger RNA of Myzus persicae (green peach aphid), 346 nucleotides long. Its product is annotated as 26S proteasome complex subunit SEM1-like. Bases 8 to 250 code for a protein of 80 amino acids. NCBI's taxonomy places the organism in Eukaryota, Metazoa, Arthropoda, Insecta, Hemiptera, Aphididae. Gene Ontology annotation, cellular component: proteasome complex; proteasome regulatory particle, lid subcomplex. The transcript has 3 exons. Gene Ontology annotation, biological process: proteasome assembly; mRNA export from nucleus; double-strand break repair via homologous recombination. The record is from RefSeq and is a predicted model, not a curated record.